This is a messenger RNA of Pocillopora verrucosa, 628 nucleotides long. NCBI's taxonomy places the organism in Eukaryota, Metazoa, Cnidaria, Anthozoa, Scleractinia, Pocilloporidae. The record is from RefSeq and is a predicted model, not a curated record.
AUGACAUUUAUGUUAUCAUAUCGAAUUAUUGCAUUUGAACAAGGGGAAGGAGCUACGAUCCUCUCUGCCCCUGGUGAGAUUGUCGACACCCUUUUGGCACCGUCGAAUGAUUGCAAAUAUUUUGUGCGACAAUUAAAAGACAAAUUUAAUCUAAAUGAUGCCGCCUUGCGAAACCUUGAUCCUGAUAACAAGGUACUGAUUCGUGCCAUAGCGAGAAAGGCUAACAAUGCAGGCCGAAGUGAUGUAGUUGAGGAGCUGAGAAAAAUUGUACCGGCGGGAACUACAGCUCCAAUGUUACCGGAAAGCCUUCUUGUUCGAGGAAUCCCUUUCAGUCAACUAAAAAAGCUCACUAUCACCUUAAGCGGUGGAGAUGAGUGGAAGAUAUUUGCAGAGCAACUGAGACUAACCCCAGAAGAGAUUCGUUUCCUUGACCACCGCACGUUGAAUCCAGCUGAUGCAGCUUUGGGUUACAUUGCACAAAAAUAUCAGAUAACAGUGGGUGAUCUUUAUCACCUUUUAACUGAAUGUGGACUACCCGUCAUAGCCGAUUUGCUUUGAAAGUAGUACUUCUUUUCCAUGUGGACUACAGUUAGCGUCAGUAACUGAAAAAUGUACAAUAUAAUCCGUU